Molecule: messenger RNA, 3228 nt
Organism: Ectocarpus siliculosus
Lineage: Eukaryota; Phaeophyceae; Ectocarpales; Ectocarpaceae
Source: the annotation of a GenBank genome assembly
AUGGAGGCCAAUCCUACCGGCCAAGCUGUGACGAGCGAGCGACAAGGGUCGUUGUCCAAAAGAUCCAAGAGAAAGUCGUCAAGAUCUUCUCAGGUUUUGAUGUGUAUCGCGGACUGCAAGUAUGACGUUGUCCGAGCAGCGGCCCAGGCGAAAGGUUGGAAGCUCGUCAACGAGGACCCUGAAGCAAGCUCCUCCCGAAAGUGCCACGUGUACUGGAUUGACGUGCCCGCCAUCGUGGAGCGAAUGCAACACCUACACAGGUGGCAACGCAUCAACCACUUCCCGGGUAUGUCCAACGUUGCGCGAAAGGGUCGCUUGGCGCAAAACCUCGACCGCAUGCGGCGGACCUUCCCCCACGAGUACAGCUUCUACCCCAGAACUUGGGUGCUGCCCGUGGAGUGGGGAGCCUUCAAGACGGAGUUCGACGCCAGCGGAAAGUCGACGCGAACCUUCAUCGUCAAGCCGGACAGCGGGUGCCAGGGCCGCGGCAUUUUCCUCACCCAGGAUCUCGAGCGAGUGGAAGCCACGGAGAGCCAGGUGGCCCAGCUUUACGUGCAAAGGCCACUCCUGAUCGAGGGCUUCAAGUUCGACCUCCGUCUGUACGUCCUUGUCACCAGCGUGAUCCCCCUGCGCGUGUACGUCUUUAAGGAUGGCCUCACGCGGUUUUGCACGGAGGAGUAUAGCCGGGCCUCUAGCGACAACCUUGGUAGGCGCUGCAUGCACCUCACCAACUACGCCGUCAACAAAGGCUCCGACAACUUCGUUGCAAACGAUCAGGCCGACCUGGGAAGCAAACGCAGCUUGCGCUGGCUCUUGGGCUGGAUCGCGGCGGAGCGUGGCGGCCAGGAGAAGGCGGACGCGCUCUGGCGGAAGAUGGGCGGAGCGAUCACCAAGACCCUCGUGUCUGUGCUGCCGACGCUCCACCGAGAGUACCUGCAUACGUUUGGCCACGACAAGGGCGUGCACCGUCCCGCUGCCACAAGUGCCACCAACACCACCGCCAACGUCGCCUCCAACACCGCCGACGCCAAAACCAGCGCCUCCACCAGAAACGUCGCUCGCAGCGAUUCGAACAGGAACUGUGACGCGCGGCCACCGGUAGGAAGGGUUGAGGCUGAAAAUACGGGAAGAAGCAGUUGGGACUCUGAUUCGUGUAGAACCGGGGAUUCUAUCCGCGACGGAAAUAUCGUCGGUCAGAUAAGAGGUUCAGAAGAGCAGCCCCCGCGACAACUGAGAGAAGACGAAGCUGCUUCUUUUUUCUCCAAUGAGGCUCCUGGCAAGGAAAAAACUCUGGAAGAAGUAGAGUCCACGUCGCCACGAAGCUCAAGGGGAGCUGCAGGAGCUACCGGUGCCGUGGAGAAGGUUAGUGAAGCUGGUGGCAGCGGGACCCGACCAGGGAUAGCAGAAGGUGGGGAGAGAUGUGGAGGAAAGCAGGCGCAGAGCUACGACAUUUCAGUCGAUGGUAACGGCAAGACUGUUGCUGGAGCCAACCACCGCCGCGCGCACGCUGGUGGGGAGAAGGGGGAAGGCAAAACCGCUGGUGACAGCAAGGGUGUGGUGGAGGGCUCUCGCUGUGUGGAGAUACUCGGGUUCGACUUCAUGAUCGACGCGGGGCUCAAGCCGUGGCUGAUCGAGGUGAACCAUCUACCAAGCUUCGCGACAGACUCUCCGCUGGACAGGCAAAUCAAGGCCCAGGUCGUGAGCGCGGCCUUGUCCGUCCUGCACGCAAAGGCGGACGACAGAAAGAGGUACGAGGAGACCGCCAAGAGGGACGCGCAGAAUAGACUGUACAACCAUGACGCCUCGGCGGCGGGCACGGCGCAGAGAGAGAAGGAGAGGAAGGAGGCCGAGGCAGCCGUGGCAAAAAUACGAAGAAAGUUGGAGGCGAUAUACAUGCGGUUCGCGCCGCACAAGCUCGGCAAGGUGGACCGCUUGCUCGUAAAAUAUGCCGGGGACGAGAACAAGCUGCUGCGGAUUGUUCGGCGGAAGUACGUCGACACAGGGCCGGGAUCGAUCCCGGUCUCGUCUGGCGAUAGCGAAGUCAGCGGACAGCAAGCUGUUGACCAUCAACCCCCGCCAUGGGCAUCGUCACCGACACAGGCCGACACGGCACCGGUCCAUGGGGGCGAGACCAUUCCUCUUGGGGAAGCCGCACGGGACGGGCACCGAUCUCGCCAAGCGCUCGUCAAGUCAAAGGCGAACUCAACGGAAGGACAGACAUCCGCGUGGGAGGAGCGUUUGGUUGAUGGCACCAAGCCCAAGCACGGAGACGUCCACUCCGAGACCUGCCCCCCUGAUGCCCGAAUACUUGACCCACCCAGGGAUCCGGGGGGGGGGGGUCCUGGAAAAGAGGAGGGCCCCGCCCCUGCAUCGUCUUCGUCUUCUUGGGCGGUACAGCACGAUUCGGAGCACGAUCCGGAAGCUCUUGCGAGGGAGACCGAGAUCCUGGAAGGCUGGGAACGCUUGCACCCUCCUCCGGAAGCACCGGCACCAACACGAGCACCAGUAGAAGAAGACUGUGUUGUUGGGCCGAGGAAGCCUUCCCCGCCGGCGGCGGCGGCAGCGAAGAGCGACGGCGGCAACGGCGACGGCAACGACAACGGCAGUAGCACCGUCAACGACGACGCCGGGCAGGAGGAGAGCAUCAACGGGGGAGACGGUUUCGGUGGCGGCGGUGGCGGCGGGGUCAGAAACGCCUGCAGCGGUGGCAGCAAGGCAGGCGCGGCGAAAGGCGGGCGGAGAAGAAGAAAGCCCGCAGCUACCGUGGAGUCGAUGAUCCAGCGGGCUUUCGAAGACGAUCGAAAGAUGACCCUCCGGCUCAAGUGCCCCUUGCAACAGCAACGAGGAGGGGCAAUGGACGCACAGAUCACCACGAAGCUCCCUCAGAUGGGGGCACAGCCUACGGCUACGGCAACGGCGGCGGGGGCGGUGGCGGCGGCGUUGACCACGGCGACCUCGGAUCGGCAGAACAACCGUCCAUCGCCAUCGGUGAUUCUUGGCCCUGAGCAGCGAGAAAAGGCGCAGCGGCUAAUGGAAGGCUACAGCUCCAACAGUCGGAGGAGCCUAAGCGCGCCCUCGGGAACAACACCCUCGACGGCUACACCGCCGGAGGAGGAGAGGUCUACCCUGCCCGUCAGUCUUAGGAUCGCUGUGGGUCGGGCCAAGAUGCACACUUUCGACUUCGGCGAGGUCACGGCCCCCGAGGAAGGUGUAAACAAGACGGCAUGA